Morus notabilis is the source of this 3216-nucleotide messenger RNA. RefSeq names its product probable LRR receptor-like serine/threonine-protein kinase At5g45780. Lineage: Eukaryota; Viridiplantae; Streptophyta; Magnoliopsida; Rosales; Moraceae. Gene Ontology annotation, molecular function: ATP binding; protein serine/threonine kinase activity; protein binding. The transcript has 23 exons. The record is from RefSeq and is a predicted model, not a curated record. Gene Ontology annotation, cellular component: cytoplasm. Gene Ontology annotation, biological process: protein phosphorylation; signal transduction.
AAGAAAAGAAAAAAAAAGAGGAGAGAGAGAAAAGGAGCUGGAAUCACAUGGGCAUGUUAUGUUGUUUGUCUCUAGGCUGGGUCCUCUUCUCUCUCCCUCUCUCUCUCUCUCUCCCUCUUCUUCCUCUAACCACCAUCUCCAUCUCCAUCACUCUGGUCAUGAGCUUCUUCGCCACCAUCUUCAUUUUCUCCACCUAAUCUUCCCCUAAGAUUCCCCCCCUCUCUCUCCUCUCUCGCCGGACCGGACAUGGCUGACGACAAGGAGAUUUCUGCCUCGAUUGUGGAUGGAAAUGAUUCAGUCACUGGGCACAUCAUUUCAACGACAAUAGGAGGAAAAAAUGGAGAACCCAAACAGACCAUUAGUUACAUGGCAGAACGAGUUGUGGGGACUGGGUCAUUUGGCAUUGUUUUCCAGGCAAAGUGCUUGGAAACUGGCGAAACUGUGGCCAUCAAGAAAGUAUUGCAAGACAGGAGAUACAAGAAUCGGGAACUGCAGUUGAUGCGUGUUAUGGAUCACCCGAAUGUUAUUUCGUUGAAGCAUUGUUUCUUUUCCACUACAAGUAAAAAUGAACUUUUUCUUAACUUGGUUAUGGAAUAUGUCCCGGAGACCAUGUAUCGGGUUGUGAAGCAUUAUAGUAAUGCAAAUCAGAGAAUGCCACUUAUUUAUGUCAAACUUUACAUGUACCAGAUAUUUAGGGGGUUGGCUUAUAUACACACUGUUCCUGGAGUUUGCCAUAGAGAUUUGAAGCCUCAAAAUAUUUUGGUCGAUCCUCUUACACACCAAGUUAAACUGUGUGAUUUUGGAAGUGCAAAAAUGCUGAUCAAAGGUGAAGCCAACAUAUCAUACAUUUGCUCACGUUUCUAUCGGGCUCCCGAGCUUAUAUUUGGGGCUACCGAAUAUACAACUUCAAUUGAUAUCUGGUCAGCGGGUUGUGUCCUUGCAGAAUUGCUUUUGGGCCAGCCAUUGUUUCCCGGAGAAAAUGCAGUGGACCAGCUGGUAGAGAUUAUCAAGGUUCUUGGCACGCCAACGCGUGAAGAAAUUCGUUGUAUGAAUCCAAGUUAUACAGACUUCAGGUUUCCUCAGAUAAAAGCACACCCUUGGCACAAGGUUUUUCACAAGCGGAUGCCCCCAGAAGCAAUUGAUCUGGCUUCACGACUGCUGCAGUACUCUCCUAGUCUCCGCUGCACGGCACUUGAGGCAUGUGCUCAUUCUUUCUUUGAUGAACUACGCGAGCCAAAUGCUCGCUUACCAAAUGGUCGCCCACUUCCACCUCUCUUCAACUUUAAACAGGAAUUGACCGGAGCUUCGCCGGAACUUGUUAAUAAGUUAAUACCUGAGCAUGUGAAACGCCAACUAGGACUAAAUUUCUUGCAUCUGGCUGUGACGUAAAUUGCCGCUGACAGCCUUCUCUCUCCAAAGGGUGUCAACUAUGAAGUGGCUGCAUUGAUGUCGUUGAAGAGUAAAAUGAAAGAUGAACUGCAAGUGAUGGGUGGUUGGGAUAUAAACUCCGUUGAUCCAUGUACUUGGAACAUGGUCGCUUGCUCUCUUGAGGGCUUUGUUAUUUCCCUUGAAAUGACGAGCGUGGGCUUAUCGGGAACUCUUUCUCCAAGCAUUGGCAAUCUAACUCAUCUCAGGACAAUGCUGUUGCAGAACAAUCAGAUAACUGGUCCUAUCCCAUCAGAGAUUGGAAAACUUUCAGAGCUUCAUACUCUUGACCUCUCCGGCAACCAGUUUGAUGGAGAAAUCCCCAGUUCUUUGGGAUUACUGACACAUCUAAGUUACUUGCGGCUUAGCAGAAACAAGUUGAGCGGACCAAUUCCUAAACUUGUUGCGAGUCUCACAAGCCUAUCAUUUUUGGAUUUAUCGUUCAAUAAUCUGAGUGGACCAACUCCUAAAAUACUUGCUCAAGCCUACAGUAUAACAGGGAACAGCUUCCUCUGCAGUCCGUCAGGUCAAAUUUGUAUGGGCGUUUCAAAACCCGUCAAUGAUACAAGUUCACCACCAAUAGCUGGUGGCCACCGCCGAUGGGUGCUUUCUGUUACCAUCGGCAUUAGUUGCACAUUUGUAAUUUCUGUGAUGCUGAUUGUUUGUUGGGUGCAUUGGUACAGAUCUCGUCUUCUCUUUAUGUCUUAUGUGCAGCAAGAUUACGAAUUUGACAUCGGUCAUUUGAAGAGAUUCUCGUUCCGGGAUCUGCAAGUUGCUACUAGCAAAUUUAGUCGCAAAAACAUCUUAGGGCAAGGUGGAUAUGGAGUUGUUUAUAAAGGAUAUCUUCCAAAUGGGUCGGUGGUGGCGGUUAAGAGGCUGAAAGAUCCAAACUACAAUGGAGAAGUGCAGUUUCAGACCGAAGUUGAGAUGAUUGGCUUGGCUUUGCAUCGAAACCUCUUACGUCUAUAUGGAUUUUGUCUGACACCUGAUGAGAGGUUGCUUGUUUAUCCUUAUAUGGCAAACGGCAGUGUUGCUGAUCGCCUAAGGGACACUUGUCGUGAAAGACCAUCCCUGGACUGGAGCAGAAGGCUGCAAAUUGCCCUUGGGACGGCUCGCGGGCUACUUUACUUGCAUGAACAGUGCAACCCCAAAAUUAUUCACAGGGAUGUGAAAGCAGCAAACAUUUUGCUUGAUGAAAGUUUUGAAGCCAUAGUUGGGGAUUUCGGACUUGCAAAGCUGUUAGAUAGGAGAGAUUCUCAUGUCACUACCGCAGUGCGGGGUACAGUAGGACACAUUGCCCCGGAAUAUCUUUCAACAGGACAGUCAUCAGAAAAAACUGACGUUUUUGGAUUUGGCAUACUACUUUUGGAACUCAUAACUGGACAAAAGGCAUUAGAUGCUGGAAAUGGUCAAGUUCAGAAGGGAAUGAUUCUAGAAUGGGUAAGAACCUUGUAUAGUGAGAAGAGGCUGGAAGUGUUAGUAGACAGAGAUCUCAAAGGAUGUUUUGAUCCAGACGAGCUCGAAAAAUCAGUGGAGUUGGCUCAACAAUGCACUCAGUCAAACCCCAACCUCCGUCCGAAGAUGUCGGAGGCCUUGAAGGUUUUGGAAGGUCUUGUUGGACGGUUGGCUCCAGCAGAGGAAUCACACAGUGGAGCAAACCCUGUUGAGGCUAGGGCUUGCAAUAGUUUCUCCAAGAAUUUCAGUGACGUUCACGAAGAAUCUUCCUUUAUCAUUGAAGCCAUGGAGCUUUCUGGGCCUCGGUAACAACUAUAGUUUCCAAUUUCAAAUUAA